This is a messenger RNA of Penicillium pulvis, 1041 nucleotides long. RefSeq names its product alpha/beta fold hydrolase. Lineage: Eukaryota; Fungi; Ascomycota; Eurotiomycetes; Eurotiales; Aspergillaceae. The transcript is spliced from 2 exons. Bases 1 to 1041 code for a protein of 346 amino acids. The record is from RefSeq and is a predicted model, not a curated record.
AUGGCAGCUGUUCAAACUGGAGAUGGCCAUGAGCCUCGCUUCUCUCUUCCCCCUAGCACACCCCUCUCAAGCAAAACAGAAUUGGUGAUCGGUGGGCUUAAAAUCUAUAUAUAUGGAUUAAAAGAGGUCAAUGCGAGUCAGUCAAGUGAACAGACGGGGGAGGUUGCUGUUCUGUACAUGGCACACAACCGUACCCGAACCUACCGCGUCAUGGAAGACAUGGCACAUGAAAUCCUUCAUCGGUAUCGGACAGACAAGCGCAAGAGCGGGCCAAUUGGGCUGAUUGCUGUAACCAUGAAUAUGCGAAACCAUGGAGAUCGCGAGGUUGACCCUCAAGCAAACAAGACCUGGAAGAAUGGCAACGAGAAUCAUGCGUAUGUCCCGAUCCUCAUGCUCAGGAAUAUUAACAUGAAUGCUAAAUUCGCUAGUAUGGAUCUGGUAUCCAUGAUCUCCGGAUCCGCACAGGAUUUCAAAUUGGUGUUGGAUUACCUUCCAACCUAUUUUCCUCAGUUCACUCGAUUUUACAACAUCAUGUUCGGGGUAUCUCUCGGCGGACACACAGCGUGGCGUAUCGCCUCAUUGACAUCACCAGGUCAAUUCCACGCGUACGCCAUGGUUGUCGGCUGUCCAAGCAUAUCAACUCUUCUUCUGAGCCGUCUGGGUAUCGACCCGACUAUUGGGAACAGUCCCGGAAAGCCAUUCGAUUAUGAGAAACUCCGUCAGGCAAUGAACUCAACACAACAAAAGCGAUGGCCACGUGCUUUAGCAGAGAUUGUGAAUCAAGAUGAUCAGCAAGUCACAGACGAAUUUCCCACUGAUGUGCCGCUGCUUUUGUGUAACGGGAAGUAUGACAAGCUGGUUCCAGCGAAGUAUACGGCGGCUUGGGUGGAAGAACGACAGAAGCGAUUAGGUGACAAGCAAGAUAUUACAUUUUUUGUACAGGACAAUACGGGGCAUAGUUGCACUAAGGAGAUGGUGGCAAUGACGGCUGAGUGGCUGCGAGACAUUCUCCCUUCUAGCUCUCCGCAGCCAGUCCUAUAA